Molecule: messenger RNA, 1771 nt
Organism: Podarcis muralis (Common wall lizard)
Lineage: Eukaryota; Metazoa; Chordata; Lepidosauria; Squamata; Lacertidae
Product: GTP cyclohydrolase 1-like
Biological process (GO): tetrahydrofolate biosynthetic process; tetrahydrobiopterin biosynthetic process
Cellular component (GO): cytoplasm
Molecular function (GO): GTP cyclohydrolase I activity; zinc ion binding; GTP binding
Source: RefSeq, a predicted model, not a curated record
CACUGUCUGAGACUGAUGGGAGUUGGAGUCCAAUAGAACUUGGAGGCCCGCAGCUUCGCCGUCUCUGCUUCUGGGGCGAGGCAGUAGCUGAGUGAUUGGAGAAGGUCCAUAGCUGAGCAUCUGGAAAAGGCAGGACUCAGGGAGACGGAGCUCGGAGGGAGGAAUACUGCCACGGUGGCGGAGAGGGAAGCGGACCCGAUUCCUGCAUCGCAGGGGGUUGGACUGAAUGACCCUCGGUGCCCUUUCCAACUCUACCAUUUUACGAUCGUAUACGCAAAGGCGGCGAGUUUGCUGUUGCCGUUCGUUGCGCGCAUUAGCCGCGUGCAGCGUGCAUAAUACUCGUGUCCCGAGCUUGUUUCCUGCGAUUACAAGCGAGGAAGAGGAGGGACGGCAGGUGACAAAGGGCGCCUCAGUGCAGCUUGCCCAGCUGACAGUCCCAAGACGUCGCCUUCUGACAGAGGAGAGGAGGGCUGCCGUGGCAAAACGGCGCGAUAAAUACCAGAUGGCCGGCGCGCAAGCAGCCCUGCACCAGGCGCAGCCCUGACGCCGCGGGCGAGCCGUCCACUCCACUCCUUUGCGCAAGGCGCGCCGCAGCUCAGCUCCGCAGUAAAGCAGCCCUCCUCUGGACCCCGCUGCCCUUCCACCUCUGCAAAAGGUGGGGACCCAAAGUCUCCUGCAGAAACCUCCGCUCCCAGCGUCGUCGGGGCCCUCUCCAGAUACCCUUAGAUCUCCCCUUGGGCAUGCACCAGCGCGCUGCCCUUGCAAACGCCGCCGCCGCAGCUUUGCCAGGCACUUUGGCGCAGCCUUAGAAAAUCUCCCUCGUAAAUUCCCCCUCGAAGCCUGGGCUGUGCCGUCGGUUGCGCCCCUGCGCCCCUCCUCCGAAGCGCCUCGCACGUGCUGCGCCAUGGAGCGCCCGCGGCUGGAGGCGCAGUGCUACCGAAACGGGGACUGCCACCCCGGACGCCUCCUCGGGGGCUUGAGCGAGCUGGCGGCUGGCAGCAACCCCUGCGAGAUCCGCAAGCCGGCGGCGAAACUCACGCGCCCGCCGUCGGACAAAGGUAGCCGGGCCCGGGAAGGCGAGGAGCGGGAAGAGAGGGACGGGCUGCCUGCCCUGGAGGAUGCGUACACCACCAUCCUGGAGGGCCUGGGCGAGGACCCCACCCGGGAAGGGCUGCUGCUCACGCCCCGUCGGGCCGCCAAGGCCAUGCAGUUCCUCACCAAGGGCUACCGCGAAACCGUCGGAGACAUACUCAACGAUGCAGUUUUUGACGAAGACCAUGACGAGAUGGUGAUCGUGAAGGACAUUGAUAUGUUUUCCCUCUGCGAACAUCACUUGGUACCUUUCUUCGGCAAGGUGCACAUUGGAUACUUACCGAGGAAGAAAGUGGUUGGCUUAAGCAAACUUGCAAGAAUCGUUGAAAUAUUCAGCCGAAGGCUUCAAGUCCAGGAGCGGCUUACCAAGCAGAUUGCCCUGGCAAUUACAGAAGCCCUGAAGCCUGUUGGCGUGGCUGUGGUCAUUGAAGCAUCGCACAUGUGCAUGAUCAUGAGGGGAGUUCAGAAGAUGAGCAGCAAAACUGUUACGAGCGCCAUGCUUGGAGUCCUGCGGGAAGAUCCCAAAACCAGGGAGGAGUUUCUCGCCUUGAUCAAGAAUUAAACGACAGCAGCUUGCGGCUCUCUGUGGGUUUGGAUCCCACACUCGAAACCAGUUGCCAAGACAUAAUUGCCUUCUGUGAGCCAGAAUCUGUGCCAUAAAAGAAGAGGAAGAAGAAGA